Messenger RNA from Pomacea canaliculata, 3113 nucleotides. RefSeq names its product nuclear receptor subfamily 2 group E member 1-like. The transcript is spliced from 8 exons. The record is from RefSeq and is a predicted model, not a curated record. NCBI's taxonomy places the organism in Eukaryota, Metazoa, Mollusca, Gastropoda, Architaenioglossa, Ampullariidae. The coding region runs from base 769 to 1848 and encodes 359 amino acids. Gene Ontology annotation, molecular function: RNA polymerase II cis-regulatory region sequence-specific DNA binding; zinc ion binding; nuclear receptor activity. Gene Ontology annotation, biological process: regulation of transcription by RNA polymerase II; cell differentiation; anatomical structure development.
CCCAGUAUGCAUUUCCUCCUCUAGUUUUUUUUUUUUUUUUUUUCUCAGUCCCAGCCACCCUCGGCCCUUGGUCUUCAUUCGAGCAUCGGCGCUGUCUGUAUUGACGACGAGCAGAGUAUCUUCUUGGCGGAGAAAUCAAACUUCAAGAUUUCUUUGACACUUUCCCCUCCAAGGUUUGGUAAGCACCUGUCAUCGCUGAAUUACAGAACUACAAAGUGCCGAGUUUCGACCGCUGCAGAAGAUGGAGGAUGCUCUUUUGGCGGUGUGGCACGAAGAGAUAAGUCCUGAAUAAUUAAUCUGUUGUUGUGUAUUGACCAAAAGGCAAUUUGGGGCUGCUCUCAGCGCUGCGGCCGCCUGAGGAGAGUGGCGAGCAAUGGAAGUUAUAUUUGUCGCGCCAUCAGCCGACAUCGACCGCCCAGCCGGCCGGCCGUCCUCAGUGGCGGGUCCGGGCACUGAGCCAUUUUGCCGGCGCGAUGACGAGCCUUCUCCACCUGUUCUGGUUCUCAACAAUUUAAAGCCACAUUCUGAGCAAAUAAAUACAGCUUUCAAGCCAGUGUCAUCCUCAUUAGCAUUCUGCCACCUAGCUCCGCCCCACCACCGUGGCGCGAGGGCGGGGACGGCAGACGGCGCUGGCUUCAUAAGGGGCGGCGGCCCCUCCCUCCCGUCCCUGUGACUCGUGGCGCGCGCCGCAUCAGCCCCGCCUUGCUGCCGUCCUCACAUCUCCUCCUCCUCCUCACCAGCGAGUCAUCAGCCCUGCCUCCAGCCGCCAUGUCCAGCGGAAGAACGCCGCCGAAAAGUGAUCGUCUGUUGGACAUUCCGUGCAAAGUAUGUGGAGAUCGAAGUUCAGGCAAGCACUACGGCAUCUACAGCUGUGACGGCUGCUCCGGCUUCUUCAAGCGCAGCAUUCACAAGAGUCGUGUGUACACCUGCAAGGCACAGGGGGAGCUGAAAGGUCGUUGUCCCAUCGACAAGACCCACCGCAACCAGUGCCGCGCCUGCCGCCUGGCCCGCUGCUUCCAGGUGGACAUGAAUAAGGACGCUGUUCAGCACGAACGUGGCCCGAGGAAACCUAAAGUGAAGAUGGGGGAGGGAAUCCCCCAUGGACCUAACAGUGGGAGGGCGCUGUUCCCAGGGGCUGUUACCCUACAAGUUUCCUGCACCCGUCCCCGACACCGCGCCCCCUCCCGACGGGAACGCCUUGGUCUUGAUGAGCUACGUGCCCGCCUGGACCGACAUCGUGCGUAUACAGACGCCGUCCGCCUUUGCGCCGCCAGCCUGGUGCAGCAGGACGUGUUCCAGGAGGUGAUGGCGCGCCUGCUCUUCACGAUCGUCACCUGGGUGCGACAGGUGCCCGCCUUCCUCGUCCUGCCGCAGGCAGACCAGACAUCACUACUGACCUCGGCGUGGAAGGAGCUGUUUCUUCUGGGCCUCGUACAAUGGGGUUUGUCCCUGGAGGCGGCGGCACGCAUGGUGGAUACCUGUCGCUCUCUUUCUCGUGAAGAACGCGAAAAACUGGGCGACAUCAUGACCCGCCUGCGUCAACUCAACCUUGACCCCACAGAGUUCACCUGUCUUAAAGCAAUUCUUCUCUUUGGUGCAGAUGUCCGGACGCUGACAGAGCGGAAGCAGGUGGAGGCGCUGCAGGAGCAGGCGCAGCUGAUGCUGACGGAGCACGUGCAGCUCGUGCAUCCCCGCCAGGCAGUACGUGUGGGUCGCCUGCUGCUGCUGCCAGCCAAACUGCAGGCCAUCCCCAGCGGCAUCGUCGAGCGCACCUUCUUCCGGGGGCUGGUGGGCGCAGCCUCCAUUCCCAAGCUGAUCGCCAACAUCCUGCACUCAGACAUCGUGUGAAGUGGCUCAUCGGCUGAAGGUAUUAGCCAAAAGACAAAACUGAGCUCAUUUCACUAGUGGCCAGACAUGGUCGUCUGGGACGAGACACGUGUACGAGAUAACCUCAACUGUUAUUCCACCAUCCUCAGUUCUUGUUUCGUCGCCUCUGCCAGCAGUAAAAGCUACUGUCAUGUUGUCACAUGUCCAUGGUGACAGACAAGGGGAUACGGAUUUUUGUGAAAUGUCAAGGAGUUACAGUGAAGUCACCCCUCCCACUUCCCCUUCUCAAAAGUCCAGGCACUCAUCACCUGUAGAUAUCACGGACAACCAUUACUUGUAGGUGACGAUAAGCUCCUGUAAACAUCACGUGACGACAAUCUCCUGUAGACACCAUAGGACAACUGUAUGAUAUGUAAGCAGCACAUAACGAUGUAGGUAUGACGUGAGGACCACCACACGUACCAGACCCCACAUCGGUGCCACUGUUGGAUGAUUCAUCAACUAGCGAGGAAGCCUGUACCUGUUGGUUAACACCAAACACUCUUCCGACCCUCCCCUACCCUUUCCUCUGUCAAGUGUUCCUCCACAAUCCGUUGCAAGAUUUUCCAAGCAUGUACCUUCACCCUCUCCACCAACCUGACCACAUUUAGCUCGGUAGGUUUGUAAGCAUUAAGUGUUUGUCAUUGUUCACUAAACUCUUAGCGUUUUUAAAUAUAUAAAUCUUUCGUCAGCUACAGAGACCCAUCUUUACCAUAAUAAGUGAUUUACGACUGUAACAAUGUUUGAUGAAAAGAAACUUUAGGUCUACGCAGCAGGAAGACAGCGGCGUUGAUGUUGAUGCUGAAGCAGAGUGUGGAUGUGUGAGUGUUGGUACAUCGCUCUGCGUGCAGCAUUGUUGGUUUUUUUUUUCUUUUUGAAACAAAAGAUUAUUCGUUAUGACAAAUAAAUUUUGCCAAUUUGAUGGCUUUCUGAAAAAAAUGCUCUCAUGUAUAAAGCGUUCACAUUUUUGUGACACGUGACAUUACUGGUUGGUUGGUUGGUUGGUUGGUUGGUUUAGUAGGAAAAUACUUCCACCUGGAGGCAAUAUCGCACCAUGAGAGAGAGGGAUGAUAGAGAGGGGAUAACACCCGGGUACCCAGAGAAAACUCCCGAUAGCUAGCCCUGCGAACAGGUGUCGCAUAGUGUUCCGAGAUGAGAUCCGAACCAACAUCUGUACAUUCCUGGUGACAACUGAAUGUCAGCCGCUAUACUAUCGGGCGCCCCAAUAUGACAGUGCCCUCCUCCAA